This is a messenger RNA of Aedes aegypti (yellow fever mosquito), 5926 nucleotides long. It is a transcript of the gene l(2)gl, whose product is annotated as protein lethal(2) giant larvae. The record is from RefSeq and is a predicted model, not a curated record. The coding region runs from base 1193 to 4777 and encodes 1194 amino acids. The transcript has 10 exons. Gene Ontology annotation, biological process: regulation of protein secretion; regulation of Notch signaling pathway; regulation of establishment or maintenance of cell polarity. Lineage: Eukaryota; Metazoa; Arthropoda; Insecta; Diptera; Culicidae. Gene Ontology annotation, cellular component: cortical actin cytoskeleton; cytoplasm; plasma membrane. Gene Ontology annotation, molecular function: GTPase activator activity; syntaxin binding; myosin II binding.
ACAGUCUUUCGUUGACGCUAGCGGGCAUCUGACGCGUAUUUUUUUCGCUCUCAGUUUUCAGUUCAAAAUCCGUUUUGCUACUUUCUGUGCAGUGGUGCAAUUUCGGGAGUGUGUGAAAGAAGACCUUUUUCGGUGGUGUUUUCCGUAAGAACCAUCCAUCGUAAACCGGCGUUUCCGAACGGCCGGUUUCUUUGCGUUAGUUCUUUUUUUCGGGGUGCGGUUCGAUCAUCGGGAUCAGUUAUUGACCAUAGAAGAGAAAAAGAGCGCAGUGCGGUUUCAUCAACGGAUCGAACUGACCACCUCAUUAUACACCAGACAUAAUCUCUGUUUGCUUUAAAAGUGCCUGAAAGUGGCCGAUCUCGGUUCGGCUAUUUUCCAACACCUUUAAACCAAGUUAUGUGCGAAAUGAUCGAACUGUUGAUUUCCAAGUUUUGAUUCAAGUGCCUUCAUAGAAAAACAACCGUUAAAGAGGAAUAUCGAACUAGAAAAAAAAAACAGUGCUGUGUGACUUGGUGCAUGUGAAGCUAUUGAUGGAUUAAAAGGAUUUCCCGCUGAGUGACAGAUCAUCAGUGUUUCAAACAGUACCAAACCCUCGAUUGAUUGAAAUCUGUGCGCUACUGGUUUUGGAACUUUUGACUCGGUUCCAUGACAACGGAAUCUACUCCAGAACAUCGGCAUCAUCAUCAUCACCAUCACCAACGCUGGCAGUGGAACCAUCAUCGCUGUGCCGAAAUCAAAAUUGAACGCAUCCAAUCUGGCGAGGCACGUUUCAAUGGUCUUCACGGUGUACCGCGACUGCCACGAGUGGAGAGUGUAGUUAAUUGAAGCUCCAAGCAGCAGAAGAAGGCUAACACCCUUCCGGGGGGAGUCCAGCAAUGGUCAAACUUCUAGCGCAGUGAAAAGAGGAAACGAAAUCAGAAAGAGCCAUAGUACAGAAGAAACAGAUAAAUCUUGGAUCAUCACGCAGCAUCCAUCCACACCGCAACCGCAAAGAAGACCGCGCUCGCGCAAUUCAGAAGAAGAGUUAUUACCAGCCUAGAAGAGAAACGAAAGAUCAGAGUGGAAUUUUGUGUUAUUGUAUGUGCAUGUGAGCGAGAGAUAGAAGGCGAGAAUAGAUAGAUAAAAAAAAACUCUUACCAAGGAAGACGAACAACCAGACUGGACUAGAAGUAGCAGUAUCAACGGGGCAACAAUGUUGAAAUUUAUACGUGGAAAAGGCCAACAACCUUCGGCCGAACGGCAGAAGCUGCAGAAAGAACUAUUUGCAUUCCGGCGGACGGCUCAGCAUGGCUUCCCGCACAAACCAUCGGCCGUGGCGUACGACCCGAUCAGCAGAUUGAUGGCCAUCGGAACCAACAGUGGCAUCAUCAAGGUGUUUGGCCGGCCCGGCGUCGAGUUCUACGGUCAACAUCCAGCCACAACAAAUGCUUCCGAUUCGAUUGUUCAGCUGCUGGAAUGGAUCCCCGGAAGUGGCCGACUCCUGUCGCUGACGGCAUCGAAUCAGUUGAUCCUGUGGGAACCCACCGGAACGGUGCUCGUUCCCAUCAAGACGCUUCCCUUCGACGGUAAGCUCAAAAAGAUUUCAUCUUUGUGUUGUUCUUAUAUGAAGGACACGGUGUGGAUUGGCACCGAAGGCGGAAACGUGUAUCAGUUCGAUAUCAAAAGCUUCUCGGUGCGAGAACCGGUCAUCUAUCACGAUGUGGUUCUCGAACAGUUACCCCAAUCUUACAAAUUGAAUCCAGGGGCGAUCGAAUCAGUAAAGCAACUGCCAAACAAUCACAAUCAGCUGCUGAUUGCGUACAAUAGAGGCCUUGCCGUGCUGUGGGACUUGGAUGCGUGCAAUGUGAAACAAUCGUUCAUUUCUCCCGGCCAUGGACAGAGUGUUGGCCUGUACAUUUCCCCAUGUGGCACACAGUUCACCUGGUACCACGGAGAUGGUUCCUUUGCUACGUGGGAUCUGGACAGUGCGAUCCCACCGGAGAAUCAGAAAUACGUGCCUUACGGACCGGAUCCGUGUAAAGCGAUAGACCGAUUGAUUCGUGGAAAGCGAGGACUGUGUGAACUGGUGGUGUUCUCCGGAGGAAUGCCGCGAUCCGCUUACGGGGAACACCAAUGCGUAUCCGUUCACUGCCGAGAUGGAACGAAAGUGGCCUUUGACUUCACCUCCAAGGUUAUCGAUUUCUUCGUCACGUUCAACGACGAACACCCCGAGCAGGCUGAAGUUUUGGUUGUCCUACUGGAAGAAGAACUGGUUGCGUACGACUUGACAGACGAAACCAUUCCACAGAUCAACGUUCCCUAUCUACAUUCGUUGCAUGCCUCGGCCGUGACCUGUAAUCAUCUGGUUUCCGGUGUAAGGCCGGAGUUGUACGAGAAAAUUGUCCGGGCUGGAGAGUCUCAGCUUUCGGAUUAUAGCUCCAAACCAUGGCCGAUUGACGGCGGAUUACUUCCAGAAACCAUCGAAGAAGAACGACAGGAAUACGACCUGCUCAUCACAGGUCACGAAGACGGUUCUGUGAAGUUCUGGAACUGCAGCGACGUUUGUCUGAGCCCAAUUUUACAUGUAAAAACUGCCCCACUGUUCAACAACAGUGACGAACCUUUUGACAAUCACUUGACUACCUCAACUGAGCAGUUGGACGAAGGAGAACCUCCCUUCCGUAAGGCCGGACAGUUUGAUCCGUAUUCGGACGAUCCGCGUUUGGCCGUGAAGAAGGUUCAGCUGUGCCCAAUAACGGGCACACUGGUCGUGGCGGGAACCGCUGGCAAUGUGGUCAUUGCCAAUUUUGAACCGUCUCCGGAUCAACCUGGACCGUUGAAGGUCUCCACGAUGAACCUGGUAAGCGACCGCGAUGGCUUCGUAUGGAAGGGACACGAUCAGCUAAAGGUUAAACGCCAGCUGUUGGAGGAAAACACACCGAUCCAGGAGGGCGUGAACGUGUUCAGCGUGUUGCAGAUUCUUCCACCGGCUGCCGUGACUUGCACGGCUGUGCAAAGCCAGUGGAACUUAGUUGCUGCCGGAACUGCCCACGGGCUGGUGCUGUUCGAUUAUCACACCCAGAGUCCAGUGCUGCACAAGUGCACGCUGAAUCCAAAUGAUCUCACCGGUGCAGGUGAAACCCUGUCGCGCCGUAAGUCGUUCAAGAAAACCCUCCGGGAGUCAUUCCGUCGGUUGCGCAAGGGACGUUCCACCCGGAACAACCCGAGUGCUCAGGCAACAACCCCGGCGGAAACCCGCCCCAUUGAACGACAGAUCGAAGCCCGUCCCGUGGACGACGGAAUGGGUUCCAUGGUACGGUGUCUGACCUUUGCGCAAACGUAUUUGACCAAUCAGCAGCACACGAGCGCCACGCUGUGGUCCGGAACGAACUCCAGUUGCGUGUCGGUGUUCAUACUGAAUGUUCCCCCUCGGCCGCAACCACCACCACCGGCCCAGAACAACGAAGCCAACGUCGAUGGAGGAGAUGUACCACCCCCGAAACCCAUCACCGGUGUGUUGGCCAAGGAGAUCCAGCUGAAGCAUCGUGCCCCGGUCAUUGCGAUCUCUCUGUUUGAUCAGCAUGGUGUCCCGCUAGAAUUCCAGUCGAAGCCCGGUCCGGGACCACACAAGGUCCUGAUCGCAUCCGAGGAGCAGUUCAAGGUGUUCUCCCUGCCACAGCUAAAGCCGGUCAACAAGUACAAACUGACAGCGCACGAAGGAGCAAGGGUUCGUCGCAUAGCGUUCGCGACAUUCAUGUGCACCCUGCCGGCGUCUCAUCCCCAGGCCAGCCCAUCCAAGUCUGGACCACGGUCACCUGCCCCAGCUCCGGCUCCAGCCGCCGAAUCCGCUCCGGCAUCCGGUUCCCCAUCAGCCGAAGCGCUAAAUGCAAACCCCGCGGAACCCGCCGUCGCUCCCGAAGUAACGAAACACUACGAAAUCAGCCUGCUCUGUCUGACGAACCUAGGCGACUGUUUGGUCCUGUCGAUCCCGGAACUGAAGCGACAACUGAAUGCGGCCGCCGUCCGAAGGGAGGAUAUCAACGGUAUCUCUUCGCUGUGCUUCACAAACCACGGGGAGGCCCUGUACAUGAUGUCCUCGUCUGAGGUUCAGCGAAUCACGUUGUCCACUUCGAAGAUCGUUUCGCCCACCGGUUACAUCGAGCUGGAGGAUUGGUCUCAAGCCGAUCAGGAAGAACCCGAACAGGCGGUCGAAGCUGAGGAAACGCCGGCAACACCAGAUGCUGAGGCACCUGCCGCUGCAGGAAAGACCUUCGAUGUGUCCUCACCCUUGUCGGUUGCGGUCACAUCCAUCAAUGGAACCGGUGCAGCAGGUGACGGUCUGACCAACGGAGUCGGCAGCGGGGACGACGCAUCUCCCAACAAAGCCGCCAAUGAAACCAUUACCAGCUCGAUCGGGGACAUUACCAUUGACUCGGUCCGGGACCAUCUGAACUCGACGACCACGACGCUUUGUUCGACCACCACCGAGGAGAUUGUCGGUCGGCUAUCGGUACUGAGUACGCAUUCGAACAACGUAGCUUCCUCGGCCAAAACUACCGACGUAACCACCCUCAAUUCUUCGAACAUCAAAGAUUUGAAGCACAUCGGGGAUUCCACCGAAACUGCGUCCAACUCGGUGAUCAUCAAAUCGGUCAUCACCACGGUCAAGCAUGGCACCAGUCACGUAAACGGUGAGCACAAUUCGACCACCACGACCGAAAGCAGCAAAACCGUCUCGACCGGAGGCGGCACCGGAGGUACGACCGUGUCCCUGCUCCGAAAGGAGAGUCAAUUCUAAACUGAUGGAAACGAAAGGUUUCCAGUAACCAGAGCAUGCAGUUAGUAAGAUAUGACACGACAUAACAGAGCUAGCGAUGAAACCACCCACGAACCGCGAAGGACACCAGUGGACAGACGCGCAUCCAGGGCGCGGCAGAAAGUAUUGUUGCCGUUGUGUUUAAGUUUGAGCUAGUUUAUAGUUAUUGCGAUUAUCACUUUUAACGCGACAGACAUUUGCUAUUUAGUAGUAGACAGGUAAGUAUUUUUAUUAAAUUCUUUGUGAAAAUGUUCGCAUCGCGUCUGUGUGAUAUAUUUUCCGAUUUACUUAACUUGACACACGAAGCAAAAUGGAAGGUUCUGUGCUGAUUGGAUUGAUUCUUAACAGUUAAAUGUUUGAAUGCAUUUAAGCAACGAAAACAUUUCAAUUCUUCUAAAACCAAGUUCGAUCGAAACCGUCGUGUGAUAAUGCAGAACAUUAGAGAUAGAGAUGCCUUCAAGCGUUCAAUCAAGGUAGAACGUUACACACAAACGAACACAUUACAGGAGACAAACGAAGACUCUGCCUUCGUUUUGCCUUCUUCAUAUAUUUUAAAAGCAUGAACCCCACCAAUGAAUGGUGAAAUUUAUUCCGAACUGUGAAUCGUUUAUAUAGAAAAAAGAGUAGCGCCACCAUACAAAAACGUAGUAAUGUUAGCUGUAUUUAACUUAGAACACGAAUGCAACUGAACUGCAGACAGGAAGCGCAGUUUUGGCGAAUGUUGCAAGAUUUCCGAAUGUAUUUUAAUCCACCAUCCCUCUGCGAUGAUAAGUGACGCGUAUUAUUCCUUAAAAACUUCCGAACGAGAUCGAUUCUACAAAGUAUUACACACUAAACAGUGCUCCCUCGCUCCUAUGACCGUUUUCCGGCAGUGAAAAUUCAGAUGGAGGAGCCAAUCGAGAAAACGAGCACGCGCGCGUAUAUACAUUUUUAAGGCAUUAUCGGUCGGUAUUUAUAUAUAAUCUACAUAACUUGAACGAGGCGGCCCUUGAUAUAGUUGUAGACGUAUUUUUUGAUGCAAUUUACAUGCGUAAACGAAAAAGAGAGAGUACUAUACUUACGGUUAAGUAAACCUUAAAAUCAUACAAAACAAGCAGAGUAAAUGAAUAAAUAUGUCUUAUUAUAUGUUAA